Messenger RNA from Endocarpon pusillum Z07020, 1104 nucleotides. RefSeq lists its product as uncharacterized. Lineage: Eukaryota; Fungi; Ascomycota; Eurotiomycetes; Verrucariales; Verrucariaceae. The record is from RefSeq and is a predicted model, not a curated record. The transcript is spliced from 3 exons. Bases 1 to 1104 code for a protein of 367 amino acids.
AUGGAGCUACCAGUAAUGGGCGACAAUGACGGCUGGUUCGACAUCGGAGGUCAUCGCAUCCGAGACCCAGCAUCAUGUGCUUCCAUGACAGCUCCGACAACAACAGCUCCAGCCUCGCUCCUGAUGGCCUGCGGGAACCAUGCGCCAUGUUAUUCCCCAUCAUCAUCAAACGCCGAUCCGACACAAACAGACGCAUCAAACACCUUGACAAGCGAUCAAUGGAGGAUGACAAACAGGAUCGCCUCCCCCUACCAGGAAAGUUUCACAAUCACUCCAUCAAGCUCUUGGAGCACCUUAGCCACCAUCACGAGAUUCUCGCUCGUGGAGAUGUCGAGCUUGUUGAGCUCUUCCACAGCGUCAAGCCUUACACAGUCUUCAACGCCCGCAAUUGAUACCAAUCAAGCUAACCAAGCCAAUAUCGGCAGCAUCAGCACCAGCACAAGCAGCACCAGCAGCACCGGCAUCAGCAACACCAGCACCAGCGCUAGUGCCAGCGGCGCGGACAGCAAACCCUCCUCCAUCUGGAUCGGCUCCGUUACGGCUAGCGGCGACGGUACCGACCCUGGUCCGACGAACCGGGCCACCGACGCGGCAUCAGCAUGCCCCUCGACGGUGGUAGCGAUGGUCUUCCAGUUGGCCGCCGCCGUCCCCGCCGCAAACUCACCUCCAAACGCAAGGACCCCAGAGGUGGCGUGGCACCCCAGGCGAGACCACGCCUGGACGCGAGCACGAACACGAACACUAACACUUCCGGCAGAGAAAAGCCGGGGAGGACGCCAGCCGAGAGCACGCUCAGGGAUGAGUUCGAAAGACUUACUGCGCGAGGUUGAGUUGGACUGGACUGGACUGGGCUGGACUGGAACUGAUAAGCAAGGGAGAGUGGAGCCAUGGGUAGCGGUUGGGGGUGGGGGUGGUAGAGUCUCAAUCCCAAUCCCAAUCCCAAUCCCCAGAUUUCCUACGCCAACCAAGCUGACGCACGCAUGCAUCCGUGACACCAACAAGAAGAAGAAGAAGAAGAAGAAGAAGAAGAAGAAGAAGAAGAAGAAGAAGAAGAAGAAGAAGAAGAAGAAGAAGAAGAAGAAGAAUGCCACUAUAGCAAUCUAG